AUGUGUGGCGGUGGUGGUGGCGGCGGUGGGGAUGUUGGCAAAUGUGGCCCCGGAGGGGACACAGAAGGCGGCCGCCUAUGUGGUGGUGGCGGUGGGGGUGCUGGCAAACGUGGCGGUGACCGUCGUGGGGCUGUUGGCAAACGUAGCGGUGGCAGUGAUGGGGUUGUUGGCAAAUGUGGCGGUGGCAGUGGUGGGGCUGUUGGCAGAUGUGGCGGUGGGGCUGUUGGCACACGUUGCCUCCGAGAGGACACAGAAGACGUCGUGGCCUUAGUGUCGUUGCCGAAAUCGACGCGGACUCCGUUGGCCCAGGCAACCGCGAUAACGCAAACCACGAAAACGACGAUCCAGCGCAUCUGA
This is a messenger RNA of Mesocestoides corti, 357 nucleotides long. NCBI's taxonomy places the organism in Eukaryota, Metazoa, Platyhelminthes, Cestoda, Cyclophyllidea, Mesocestoididae. The record is from the annotation of a GenBank genome assembly.